CGGUUGGCCUCUCUCUCGAUAUAAACACCACCGGGAGUUUCCGAAAAUUCACAUUCAGCCCUGAAGACUGAACAAUGGUUAACAUGAGCUAUCACAAAUUUUUACUAAAAUAUCCACAUUCGAGUUCGAGACAGUCGAGAAGGCGAGCGAAUAAAAAAAAAAGGAACUGUUGGGACAAGCUAUCUCCAACAAAUUGGCAGACUUGAUAAGAGACUUUCCAAAGGUCCAGUGUGAACCGUGUGGCCGAGUACCUGUGUGUUGCGACUGACUGGCGAGAUGACUGCCGAGUGGCUACACCUGCCCCCGCCAUACCCCCCCGGCGUGGGGCCGUUGUGUGGUGCAGAGUUGGAGGCGUGGUAUGAGGACCUGCAGGAUAUUCUGGGCUCCGACACGGGAGGGGCAAAACUCGCUCGUGCCCCCGUAUGCACCGAGAAGGAGCCGGAGUUUCUGGAUGUUCUGGAGAGUUGUUCUCUGACGUGGCUGACGGACGGAGGCCAGACGUGGGGCGACGGUGUCCAGAGGACCAAAGAGGAGAUCCACACCCAGCCUCUGCGUCACACCUCCUCCUCUUCCUCCUCUUCAUCCUGCAUGAGUCCAGCGGUUGCAGAAGAGCGGCGGACGGAGGCUGAGAGCAGGAGAAGGGGAGACGGCUUGACGGGAGGCAGCAGUGAUCUGCUGCCUCCGGAGUUUUUCGAGUUGCUGAGCGAAGGAGGAGUGGGAAUGGUGGAUCCGAGUGGGGCGGUGAUCAGCGGCGGCUAUUAUUACCACCACCAAGCUAAUGUCCACCCUGCGUCUCCCUCAGCCAGCGAGGAGGAACUGCCCUGUGUCCCACAUUCUCCAUCCUGCUCCUCCUCAGCCUCCCAGUCGCCAUCUCAAAAUUGUUCCUCUCCCUCCUCGCCCGUCUCUUCACCCUCCGUCUACCCGUCCUCCUGCCUGGGAAAGCGCAACAGGACCACCAGCGAGAGGGACAGCAGUGCCUUGUCCCCAUUUGCCUCCUCUACACAGCACAAAUCCCCAUCCUUGUCGUCGGCAAAAAAGAGUCGCAAAGAAAGAGAGCAGGACAACGAGAAGAAGGUACAGGAGCUGACGGAGCAGAACGAGCGCUUGAAAGCGGAGAUUGACAGGCUGGGAGAAGAGGUACAGAGGACACGGAGAGCCCUGAUAGAGAGACUAGUCAACACCAGGAAAUGAAUGAGGGAGAAGUGAAAGUAAGGAACGUUGAAAAGAUGACAGGUCUUGAAAGAAUUAGAAAUAAGCAGAGGUGAGGGAAGAUGUGAUACGGUGGUCAUGAAAUGCCUCUCGGACAGGAAAGUACGGAAACCAAAGAAUUCUUUCAUAAGAGGACUUUUGAACACGGCUCUAGAUGGCGAGAAAUAGGAAAGCGAUGAAAGUCAAGACAAGAAACCGAGAGGAAGGGCUGCCACAGCAAUGCGGCAAAUAAAAAGACGCAGCAUGUACCAAGUAAGGACGGACCACUCGAAGUGCAAAUGAUACCAUGCUGGAGAGGAGUGUGUCAUUUUAAGAAUGCCUGACACGUUCCAGCAAAUAGGAUGGUAGAAAUAACAGAAGCAUUUGAGGAUUGAUUUGUAUGUUGGACAGAAGGAAACUUGAGUGCUUUUCAUGUCAUUCAUUCCUGCCAUUUUGCAAUAAUUGUAACUCCUACGUUAAGGGCUGCAAUUUGGCUAGCAGAGAUUAAUUUGCCCCAAUUUGUAAAGAGGUGAAAAGCUCAGGAAAAGUCUGAAAGUGCCCAGUGCAGUGUGAGUAUGAGAAUUCAUAAUCUUUCUUACCUUUUUAUAACCCAUGGCUUGUGUAUGAGUAUUUAUAUAAAGUAAGUAGCUCCCGGCUCUACUUUCUAAGCUGACCUUUUCUAUCAAUAUGGGAAUUUGUGGAAGAAUCACCACAAGAUGUUCUACCUUGAUUUACUAUUUUUAUAGAACAUUGUAAUAUAUACACAAUUAUACUGUAAAAUGCAAACAUAUCCACUGUUAUUUUCUCACUGCAGAAGUGUUAGUUGUAGAGUAAUAUGCAUGGCUUUUAUUAUUGGCUUCAAAUACAUGUAUAUUACCAUACCAUUUAUGUAUCCUUCAUUGUGAUCCAAAAUCAGCAAUAAAAAAAUAUGUGGAA
Messenger RNA from Gasterosteus aculeatus aculeatus (three-spined stickleback), 2124 nucleotides. It is a transcript of the gene ddit3, whose product is annotated as DNA-damage-inducible transcript 3. Gene Ontology annotation, cellular component: cytoplasm; CHOP-ATF4 complex; CHOP-C/EBP complex. Gene Ontology annotation, molecular function: protein heterodimerization activity; RNA polymerase II cis-regulatory region sequence-specific DNA binding; transcription factor binding. The record is from RefSeq and is a predicted model, not a curated record. Gene Ontology annotation, biological process: ER overload response; negative regulation of transcription by RNA polymerase II; intrinsic apoptotic signaling pathway in response to endoplasmic reticulum stress. NCBI's taxonomy places the organism in Eukaryota, Metazoa, Chordata, Actinopteri, Perciformes, Gasterosteidae.